Messenger RNA from Daphnia magna, 1500 nucleotides. It is a transcript of the gene msl-2, whose product is annotated as E3 ubiquitin-protein ligase MSL2. Gene Ontology annotation, molecular function: ubiquitin protein ligase activity. Gene Ontology annotation, cellular component: MSL complex. The transcript is spliced from 4 exons. The record is from RefSeq and is a predicted model, not a curated record. The coding region runs from base 420 to 1475 and encodes 351 amino acids. NCBI's taxonomy places the organism in Eukaryota, Metazoa, Arthropoda, Branchiopoda, Diplostraca, Daphniidae.
AAAUUCCAUAAUUAAUAGCAGAGUCCAUAAUCCAUAGUAAAAAUUUUCUUAGAUUUUUAAAAUGGAUGCAGUAUUUAAAAGCCUUCUGUAAUUUAAGAUGCCGAUUAGUAAUAUUAGUUAAACGGAUAGAUGCGCGCUUUUCUCCAAGUCUGUUUCUGCAUCGGCUAGUUUGCGUCGACGAUUUUGUACUGUUGCAGACGGACAUCACGAUUUUUUAUUUUAUUUUAUUAUUAUAUUUUUUUUUUUACAAACCACGAUUUCAAGCCUGGUUACUAUUGUUAGUGAACGGCGGUUUCUUAUGUCGUUCAACUGGGAUCAAGACAACUUAUUUAUCAAGUCUAAGUUGAACGAAUUGAAACCGUAAGUAAAAACAGUGUCGAAAAGUAUCAGGUUUUUCUACAAAAAUAUUUGUAUUUAACAUGAACGCUACGAGUUUGUACGUAUCAACCUGCAGACUAGUUGUUCAAGCUAAUACCGAAGAACAGUCUUCAUGGAAUGACUUGUACCGGCUUCUGCCUUACUUAAGACAAGCAUUAUCUUGUACCGUCUGUGACUUGUUAUUAGUUGAACCAUACAGUCCAGAAAGUUCUUGCCAACAUCAUGUCUGUAAAUCAUGUAGAGGCAGAAAAAAAAAGUUAAAACCAUCUUGUAGUUGGUGCAAGUGCUAUAAUAGCUACAAUGAAAAUGUGCAGCUUAGGAUACUACUACAGUGCUACAAAAAGUUAAAUGAAUACCUUGUGGGAACCUCAAUUUUCAAAAAAUUAAAAUUUAAUGAAUCAACCGGAGGGACCAGUGGCCUCUCAGAAAUAAUUGAAGAAGGAGCAGGGUUCAAGGAUGAAUUCAAUAGCUAUGCUGGGCUCUCAAAGUCAGCAUUAAAACAACUUCCUUGUGCUUUGAUGCAAAAUCCAACUGUUAGUGUUCAAACUCAAACAAAUAACUCUGUUUUAGUUGAAAAGAAUCUUGAUUCUUGUGGGGCCAACCAAUCACUUACCAUCCCAAUCAUUCAAACAGCACCUGUGUUGCAUACAGAGGUGUCUGCUUUACCCAUAGAUGCAAACAGUGCACCAAAAGAUUUAAAGUCAUCAAGAAAUCCUAAACCAAAAAUUAAGAGAAAAGGGUGCCGCUGCGGGAACGCAACUUCAUCUCCAGGGAAACUAACGUGUUGCGGCCAGAGAUGCCCGUGCUACGUGGAAGCAAAAGCCUGCACAGAUUGUCGUUGCCGUGGGUGUAGAAAUCCUCACAUUCCAGGAGGGAAAAAAAUGCGGUUUUUUUCUAGCGAUGUCGGAGAUUCCACCAGUAACACAUCUGAAUCAUCCUUAGUGGCGCAAAUAGGCUUACCGCAAUAUGGUGUUCAACGGACUUCCAUAUACUCCACUAGCCCUCAAAUGUCAUUCGAAAAAGUUCCAUCGACAUUACUGGUUGAUGACGAGAAAUCCAAUAGUGGCAGAAGUGAAACAUUAGAUGUUGACGUAUGAAUACAUUCAUCGUUCAUCAUCUCUA